UCCAAAGGGCACUGCUGAAUUUCAUCUGCAAACUACCGUGCUCGAGAUUAUGGUCCUGUUUUGGAGUGAGGGCUGCGAUGUUUGUUAGAGAUGCUAAGGCUCUUUGUCCACACCUUGUCAUUCUUCCUUAUGAUUUUGAAGCGUAUGAGGAGGUAACUAAUCGGUUCUAUGACAUUCUGCAUAAGCACUGCAGAAAAGUACAAGCAGUAAGCUGUGACGAAGCAUUUUUAGAUGUCACAUACUUGGAAGGGGUAGAUAUGGAUAUGUUGGCCUCAAUUAUAAUACAAGAGAUCUUUGAGACUACUGGAUGCAUUGCAAGUGCUGGUAUAGCUAGAAAUAUGCUCAUGGCUCGCCUUACAACAAGAACUGCUAAACCAGACGGUCAAUGCAACAUUCCUCCCAAAAGGUGCAAUAUGCAAGAAGGGAUGGUGGGAAAUCCUGUUGCUAAAACCAUGAAGACUGUUUCAAGAGGCAUGGCUGUUCUUACAGUUCCGUUUACCAUGGAAUUUCCAAAGAGUGUAGGCUGAGUUCCUUAUUUACUGGCUAUCAUUCUUAUGGGUGCCAACAAUAGCAAAGACAUACAUUUAAUCAAGCUUUGUGAGGUAUUACUUUAUGGCACAAGAAGCUUAUAGCAGAAAGAGCAUAUUCAGGCAUUCUGAGUCACCAAGUAAUUAUCAGCCACAAUCGUGAAUCGUAGCUGGUUCUGAAGGUAUCGAAGGCUUCAACCUGCUCAUGGAAAUGGGAGACCUGCAGGGGAACAAGCUAACUGAUCAA
This is a messenger RNA of Rosa chinensis, 774 nucleotides long. RefSeq names its product DNA repair protein REV1-like. Bases 78 to 527 code for a protein of 149 amino acids. Gene Ontology annotation, molecular function: deoxycytidyl transferase activity; DNA-directed DNA polymerase activity. Gene Ontology annotation, cellular component: nucleus. NCBI's taxonomy places the organism in Eukaryota, Viridiplantae, Streptophyta, Magnoliopsida, Rosales, Rosaceae. The transcript is spliced from 9 exons. Gene Ontology annotation, biological process: error-free translesion synthesis; error-prone translesion synthesis. The record is from RefSeq and is a predicted model, not a curated record.